Molecule: messenger RNA, 2776 nt
Organism: Sorex araneus (European shrew)
Lineage: Eukaryota; Metazoa; Chordata; Mammalia; Eulipotyphla; Soricidae
Gene: MGAT4C
Product: MGAT4 family member C
Exons: 9
Coding region: 571-2058 (495 amino acids)
Biological process (GO): protein N-linked glycosylation
Molecular function (GO): acetylglucosaminyltransferase activity
Source: RefSeq, a predicted model, not a curated record
GAGAGUCUGGAGCAGAGACAAUUUUAACUUAGCCAUUCCUAAUUUAUCUCAAGCGUUUUCAAUUCAUCUUCACUGCUCUAUGCACACAGGAACACCAGAUUGCCAUCCCUGGGGAACAGAAUGCAACGGGGGAUCUAGAGAGCUGUCACAUUCCAAGAAAUAUUUAAAUUGUGCUGAUUUUCUUCUGGAGAACUGAGCCCAGGGAAUGAAACUCUCCAUCAAGUCAUAGCUUUGCGGGCAAUAGAUCAGAGGAUAUUGCCAGUUUUCUAAUGGAUUAUUGUUAUCGGGCAGGUUUUCUCUGAAGCUUCUCAGCGGCUGCUUUAUCCUUCUUGGAUGGAACUGGAAAUGAAGCACCAGAAUAUAUUAAAGAAAAUGUAAUGUGGAAAAACAGAAUGGUUUUAUGGACUGGAGAUCAGCCAGAUCAGUUGUAUGCACAAAGCCGUUUUGGAUCUGUCUUUUCAAACAAGAGCUGCAGAAAACGGUAUAGCAAGGUUGAAGCUUUAUUCCACUCUGAUUAUCCCAGAAAGAGUGAUUUGUAUGAGAAAGUCAUUCAACAGAAUCUAAAACUGUAUGAACAUUCUGUACAGGACAGAUUAUGACAACUUCUUUCUUAAGGAGAGAAUGUUUAAAUUUUAUCAAGUGAAACAUUUUUUUGAAAUACUGGAUAAAAUGAGAUGCCUGCGAAAACGUUCAACAGUGUCAUUCUUAGGAGUUCUUGUCAUUUUCCUUCUAUUUAUGAACUUAUACAUUGAAGAUAGCUAUGUGCUGGAAGGAGACAAACAACUUAUAAGGGAAACAUCCACCCAUCAACUGAAUUCAGAACGCUAUGUUCAUACUUUUAAAGAUUUGUCCAAUUUCUCAGGAGCCAUAAAUGUCACCUAUCGCUACCUAGCUGCCACGCCUUUACAAAGAAAGCGGUUUCUUACAAUUGGACUUUCAUCAGUGAAACGAAAGAAAGGAAACUAUUUACUUGAAACAAUUAAAUCUAUUUUUGAACAAUCCAGCUAUGAAGAACUAAAAGAAAUUUCAGUGGUGGUUCAUCUAGCAGAUUUUAAUUCAUCCUGGCGGGAGGUCAUGGUGCAGGAUAUCACGCAAAAAUUUGCCCACCAUAUUAUUGCAGGAAGAUUAAUGGUUAUACAUGCUCCAGAGGAAUAUUAUCCAAUCUUGGAUGGCCUUAAAAGAAACUACAAUGAUCCUGAAGAUAGAGUCAGAUUUCGUUCCAAGCAAAAUGUAGAUUAUGCCUUUCUGCUUAAUUUUUGUGCCAAUACUUCGGAUUAUUAUGUAAUGCUUGAAGAUGAUGUUCGAUGUUCAAAAAAUUUCUUAACUGCUAUCAAGAAAGUCAUUACAUCCCUUGAAGGAACUUACUGGGUAACUCUUGAAUUCUCUAAACUUGGUUACAUUGGAAAACUUUAUCAUUCUCGUGAUCUCCCACGCUUGGCACACUUUUUAUUAAUGUUUUAUCAAGAAAUGCCUUGUGAUUGGCUAUUGACACAUUUCCGAGGACUGUUGGCUCAGAAAAACGUAAUUCGCUUUAAACCAUCUCUUUUUCAGCACAUGGGUUAUUACUCCUCAUAUAAAGGGACUGAGAAUAAGUUGAAAGAUGAUGAUUUUGAGGAUGAGUCAUUUGACAUCCCUGAUAACCCGCCUGCAAGUUUUUAUACUAACAUCAAUGUCUUUGAAAAUUAUGAAGCAAGCAAAGCUUAUAGUACUGUUGAUGAAUACUUUUGGGGAAAAUCACCUUUAACAGGAGAUGUCUUUGUGAUAGCAUUUGAAAAUCCAAUUAUAAUUAAAAAACUUAAAGUAAGUACUGGAACAGAAGAUCGACAAAAUGACAUUUUACAUCAUGGAGCCCUAGAUGUUGGGGAAAAUAGUUUGUCUUUGAAACACAGUAGACAAUGUAUUAAUUUCAUAAGACUAGGAGAGUUCAAAAAUGGAAACUUUGAGUUAUCAGAUGUAAAUCAGAAAGUUCCAUUUGAUAUACAAUGUAUUAGGAUAUAUGUUACCAAAACACAAAAGGAAUGGCUGAUUAUCAGGAGUAUUAGCAUUUGGACUACUUAGCCAACUUCAUCACAUUGUUCAGUAACUGAAGCAGAUCCUGUUCCCUUUUCUUGGUAACUUCCUGUUUGGCUACCUUUGGCCUUUGAGAUAAAACAAUAGAUGGAUAUUUCUAAGAAACUCGGUCAUCUAGACACUUGAUUUACUCAUUGUCAAUAUAAUUUUAAUCAAAUUCACAUUUGUAUUUAUUUUAAUUCAUCAGUUUAAUAUAACCAAUAGUUUGUACUAAUGUCAUUUAUAUUUUUCAUAUAAUUUAUUAGUUCGAAAUUUUAUAUGGAAUAUCAAAAGUGUGACAUUAGGCAUAAAAUGAGAACAUUCACUUUAUUGGAUAAGUCUUUAAAAUAGUUGCAUUUGUAUAUAUUUUCUCAAGAAUGGAUAAUUCAUUAUAUAAUAAGCUUUUAUUAAGCAUCAGUGUGAAUAUGCAGUUGGAUACAAUGAUAAUCUGUGUUUUUUUCUUAUUAACUUAGGUUUCCAUAAACUUCUGUACAUCAAAAAUGAAUACUUCCUCAUGAAGUUAUGUAUUGCUAAAGAUUUGUAUGUAGGUGUGGGCAAUGAACGAAAAAAGUAUUAAAAGUACCUCUCCCUUGUUUAUUUAUACAUAAAGGAACGUUUUUUUUGUAUGAAAACAUUUAAUUGAACACCUAUUGUUAACAAGUUUUCUGUGAGAAGCAUUAAUUUUCUAGGUUUCAUUUAAAAAAUAAAGGAUUAGUUAUGCUCAAUA